Messenger RNA from Gastrolobium bilobum, 1641 nucleotides. RefSeq lists its product as uncharacterized. Bases 381 to 1406 code for a protein of 341 amino acids. The transcript is spliced from 4 exons. The record is from RefSeq and is a predicted model, not a curated record. Lineage: Eukaryota; Viridiplantae; Streptophyta; Magnoliopsida; Fabales; Fabaceae.
UAACAAUAUUCUUCUUUUUCGCAUCUUUGGAUUCAAUUAUCUCAAUAUUUUUUUCUUUUUCUUUUUUACCAGUCAAAUAUUUCUUUUUCUGAAAACCCACUCUCUCUCUCUCUCUCUCUCUUCUCAGCCUCUUCCACUCUCUCAACCCCCACACACAACACUGUCCUUUGCCUCAGUUCGUUAGGCGCACUUUCCACAAACCCAUACAAACCCUUCCUUUUUCGCUCCUAUUCAAUAACCAGCUCUCACUCUAUUUUUCCUCCGCCACCGUUUUCAUCGUCGACCACGACGGCGCCACCAUGUUCUCCUAGACCUCCGGCGUCCCCCGGGUUUUUCCUGGACAACCCUGAACAUUUUGUUCCGUUCUUUUAGCUCUUAAAAUGAAACGACAAACCAAUGGCGUGUCUAGAUUUCAUAAGGCAAAUAAUGCUCAAGUUGAAGGGCCUAACUGGCUUCUUAUUGCUGCUGGUGCUUUGUUGAGUACGUUAUCCAUUCGCUUUGGUUACAAGUUGAAACAGGCACUUGACUCAAAGCCGAAGCAGAAUGCAACCACUACUCAGAAAGCAAAUGGAAAAUCCUCCAACACAAGGAAAUCUGCAGAUUGCUUUAUGCAGUCUAAUGGAUAUUCCCAAACACAAGAUAAUCAUGGCUGCUUCAGUUGCAUUCCAGGAACUGGAGGUAAUAUGGAACUAAAGUGCCCACCAAAUGGCCAGAUGUUGAGUGAAUUUGAUGGGGCCCUCCCUUUGGUGACUGUUCCUGCUGCUGAAUAUAGCAAGGAAAAUGGUGUUGUCUGGGCAUGCUCUCCUGAUCGUCUUGAAUUACCUUCAAAGCCAUUCCACCAUUCAAAUUGCUCAGAUUCACCAUGUGUAUCAGAAUCUGGUUCUGAUAUUUUUAGUAAGCGUGAAGUCAUACAGAAGCUGCGGCAGCAAUUGAAGAGAAGAGAUGAAAUGAUACUAGAGAUGCAAGAUCAAAUAGCUGAAUUGCAAAAUUCACUUAAUGCUCAGCUGGGGCUUUCUUCUCAUUUACAAUUGCAGCUUGAGGCUGCAAACAGGGGCUUAUUUGAUUCGGAGAGAGAGAUCCAACGGCUGAGGAAAGCAAUUGCAGAUCACUGUGUUGGACAUGUUCCCCAUGACAAAUCUUCCACAAUCACAGCUUGGCCUGCCGAGACUAGAAAUGGCCAUGCAAAUGGACAUCUUGAUGGGGAGAAUAAUUUGGAGCCCCCUGAAAAAACAAGGGAUGACGACGACAGAAUUGAGAUGCUGAGAAGGCAAGUAGGAGAGUUGAAAGAGGUAAUAGAAGGAAAAGAAUACUUGCUCCAGAACUACAAGGAGCAAAAGGGGGAACUCUCUCUGAAAAUUAGGGAAUUGCAGCAGAGAUUGGAUUCUCAGCUGCCUAAUAUUUUGUAGAAGCAGUCAAGUUUGUGAAUUCAUUACUUUACAUUUGAGAAAUCUUCACUGUCCUCAUUCUUUAUUUUCUCUCUGUAAUUAGCUUAGCUUUGAUUGCUUGAUAAUACAUUUUGAGUUUUUGCGAGUGUGUUAGAACACAAUGAGCCGGUGGGUUGGGUAAUUGAAAUGGUAAGAUGACUGCAUAGCGGUCUUAUAAAUUGAAAAUACUACUUUUUUUGUUGGGACAAAUUGAUCA